AUGAUUCGAUUCCAAUCUUGCACAUACGACAUCCAAUGCGAGGGGAAAGACGUAGCCAUUCUCACACUAAGAGAUCCAACUGAAUACUUCGUCUUGGCUCUUGAGACAUCGACAGGCAAUAUGGAAAAGCACCUCAGUGGCUUGAAGCAUUCAGAGAACAUCCAACACCUUGCAAACAAGGGGUUCCGAACUGAUUACGUCCAAGCUCUGAGAGACAUGUCCCCUCAAGCAUACCCCGCUUUUCGUCAAAAGCUGUUGGACCCAACAUGGAAAUUCGAGUAUCACCAAGCCCUGUGCGCUCACAAAGAUAUCCUCAAAAAGGCCAAACGUUACAAGAAGGCCAUGAAAGAAGGGAGGUACGUUGAUUGCAUGGACUUGUCACCGAUGCAUAUGGACAGUCUCAACAAGACCAACAACUUCAUUGAGAAGAUCUGCCCACCGCUCCCCAUGGUGAUGCUGCACGAGGCAACCGGGGAGAACAAGAUCUGCAACUCCCACGACCUCCUCUUUGAGAUGACAAGGCAGUGCUUCCAACACGCGGAGGCUCUCAGCGACGAGACGCGGAACCGCAUGACGGCACAGAAGAUGCAACUCUACGACGGCCUCGUCGCAGCCCUCUGCAAUAUCGACACAGGGAUGCCAAGAGAUGCCGACCCCGCAUCCUGGAGCAUGCAAUCGCGGCAGACCGUCUACAACCUUUUAUUUUAA
Guillardia theta CCMP2712 is the source of this 708-nucleotide messenger RNA. RefSeq lists its product as hypothetical. The transcript is spliced from 2 exons. The record is from RefSeq and is a predicted model, not a curated record. Lineage: Eukaryota; Cryptophyceae; Pyrenomonadales; Geminigeraceae. The coding region runs from base 1 to 708 and encodes 235 amino acids.